Messenger RNA from Sardina pilchardus (European sardine), 5156 nucleotides. RefSeq names its product complement C3-like. The coding region runs from base 311 to 4969 and encodes 1552 amino acids. Gene Ontology annotation, cellular component: extracellular region. NCBI's taxonomy places the organism in Eukaryota, Metazoa, Chordata, Actinopteri, Clupeiformes, Clupeidae. The transcript is spliced from 39 exons. The record is from RefSeq and is a predicted model, not a curated record. Gene Ontology annotation, molecular function: protein binding; endopeptidase inhibitor activity.
CCACACUGGUUAAUCGAUCCAUCGAUACAACAGGAAUGUGGAGUUGUUUGAACACUUAAACCCCCCCAUGUAACGCUCCAGCACAGACUGAACACCGCUCAUUUACCGCAACACUUUAGAGACUCUUACGCUCAACAAGUAAAUGCCAGAUUAGUAGUUUCUCAAUUAAAUUCUCCCAAGGAAUUAAGACAUCGUGGUCUAUUCCAGCGAGUGUAUCUCCAUACCGGUAACUCAGUUCUGCAAACAGGGUUUGUAAAAUCCGGAGUUGUUUUGAAGCGAGGGACAAGCGGAGUCUCUGGGAUUGGAUUGGAUGGUCAGGGGCUGGCGGGCCAUGGAGCUGUUGCUGGGGUGGCUGUGUGCGGCGCUGUGGCUCUCUCUUCCCUCGCUCUCACGAGGCAGCCCACUCUACGUGUUAUCGGCUCCUAACCUCCUGAGGGUGGGUGGCCCAGAGAGGGUGUUUGUGGAGGCGCAGGACUACACUGGCGAUGCCUUUGAUGUCACACUCACUGUGAAAGACUACCCACGCAAGACCACAGAGCUCGUCCGCAACACUCUCCAUCUCAGUCCAGAUAAUAACUAUCAAAAACUGGCAGAAAUUACAAUCCCAUUUGGAAAUGAUGUGCUUGUGGAGGACGACACCCUGAACCAGUACGUCUACCUGCAAGCCCAGUUUCCAGGUCACCUGCUGGAGAAAGUGGUGUUGGUCUCCUUUCAGUCUGGAUACGUUUUUGUGCAGACAGACAAGACCAUAUACACACCUUCAAGCACAGUUCUGUACAGAAUCUACACCCUGAGUCCUUCUCUGAAGCCCUCUGAAAAGCAAAUUACAGUGGAUGUUAUGAAUCCGGAGGGAACUGUCGUAAAUCAGGAGGCUUUCACCCCACAAAAAGGCAUUUGCUCGGGAGUGUACAAAAUUCCUGACUUCGCCAGCACUGGGACAUGGACAAUUGUAACAGGAUUCAAGGGCACCACGAAAAACAACUUCUCUUAUGAAUUUGAGGUGAAGCACUAUGUUCUACCCCGAAUUGAAGUAAUGUUGACACCACAAAAGUCCUACUUUUACAUCGAUGAUGAGGAACUGAGAGUGAAUAUCAGUGCCAGGUACUUGGAUGGGUCGGAGGUGACGGGAGUUGGGUUAGUGGUGUUUGCGGUGCAGGGUGCAGAGUCAGAUAAGAGGAAGGUGGACUCAACACAGAGAGUGGAGAUUGAUGAGGGGAGAGGACAUGCAGUGUUGAGUAGGCAGCACCUGCAGCAGAUGACCUCCAGCUCCACUGACCUCCUCCAGCUGACUGGGGCCUCAAUACAUGUGAAGGUCACUGUGCUGACCCACACAGGCCACGAAAUGGCGGAGGCCAACCUAGAUGGCAUUCGGGUAGUCAGCUCUCCGUAUGUUAUUCGUUUCGAAAGGACCCCCAAGUACUUCAAGCCAGGAAUGCCAUUCACAUGUCUGAUUUCUGUGGACAAUCCUGAUGGCUCACCAGCAGGGGGCGUCCAAGUGGAGAUCACAGACAGGAAGUCAGAAGCCAUCAGUGGCAUCACAGAGCGCAAUGGCCUGGUGAAGCUAACUGUUAAUACCGACACUAAAGACUCUGUGCUGCUACUCAGCGCAUCUACCAAGGCCCCUGGUCUCACCGAUGCUCAACAGGCCAGAGCGGACAUGACAGCAUUACCGUAUGUGUCCAAGGGACGUUCCAAGAAUUACCUGCACAUUGGUUUGGAUGCAGCAGAGCUGACCAUCGGAGAUCAACUCAAGAUCAACCUGAACCUGAGAGGAAGUCCUGGAGCCCAGAAUAAUGACUUCACGUACCUAAUACUGAGCAAAGGGCUGUUGGUGAGUGUAGGGAGGUUGAGGAGACAGGGCCAGGAGAUGAUAUCCUUGUCCUUACCAGUGACCAAGGAGAUGGUCCCCUCCUUCCGUAUCGUGGCCUACUACCACGUGGGCUCAUCUGAGGUGGUGUCUGACUCAGUCUGGGUGGACGUGAAGGACACCUGCAUGGGAACGGUGAAAGUGGAGGCAUCUCAGCAAACAUACUCCCCUCGUCAGCACUUCAGCCUGACCAUUACUGGAGACCCAGGGGCCAGAGUGGGUCUGGUGGCCGUGGAUAAGGGAGUCUACGUCCUCAACAACAAGCACAGACUCACCCAGAGCAAGAUUUGGGACACUGUUGAUAAACUCGAUAUCGCCUGCACUGCUGGCAGUGGUAAAGACAGUAUGGGGGUUUUCUAUGAUGCUGGACUGAUGUUUCAGACCAACACUGCAGGUGGAACUGACCCAAGGACAAGUACUCACUGUCCCUCACAUGUCAGAAGGCAACGAUCACUCAAAGGUAAGGACCAAAUUUUAUUUACCAGUGUGUCCUCCAGUCAGCUGGGCUUUGUGGCCGAUGCCAUUACUAGCUGGGCCAUUACAGCUAUUAGCCUUUCUGAAGCCACGGGUAUGUGUGUAGCUCCUGCCCUGGAUAUAGGCAGUACUAAGCAUUUUUCCCUGGACUUGAAGGUGCCUCACCACUCAAAAUGCAAUGAGCAGCUGGAGAUUGUAGCCAUUCUGCACAACUUGGAAGACAGUGACAUACAGGUGCAGUUGAAGUUAGUUGAGACGAGACGGAUGUGCAGCCUGGCCACGGACAGGGGAGGGUACCGCACCACGGUGGAGCUGAGGGCCGGGGGCACCAGGGCAGUGCCCUUCGUCAUCGUCCCCAUGGAGAUCGGAGAGCAGACCGUGGAGGUAAUGGCCGUAUCCGCUGACGCCAGGUACACUGAUGGUGUAAGAAGAAACAUCAACGUCCUGCCAGCUGGUGUUCUGAGAAAGAAAGUUGUGAACAUGGACCUGAAUCCCUUGAAUUCUGGAGGGUUCUUCACGUCUGUGAUUGGACCGGAACUGACCACUGCUGGUGACAAGAUACCAAAUAUGCCUGUUCAUCAUCUGAUAACUGCACAAGCCCACCACCUGACCCCCCGUAUGGAGGGAGUCCUCAGUGGGGAGACUCUCGCCCCUCUGCUGCGACGGACUGGCUUUGGCGGAGGGGAGCAGGACCUGGUUACUCUGGCAACGCCCCUCAUCGCCAUCUACUACCUGGACCGGACCCAGCAAUGGCUGGAGGGAAGGACAGAGGCAGUGAGAGCCAUCGGCGCAGGAUACCAGAAGCUGCUCUCUUACCGGAAACUGGAUGGGUCGUAUAGUGCCUAUAAAACCACACACAGCAGCACUUGGCUGACUGCUUUUGUGGCCAAAGCAUUCUCCAUGGCCAGUGGCAUUGCCAGCAUUGAUGGGAACAUGAUCUGCAGUGCUCUCUUGUGGCUCUCCACACACGUGCAGAAUCCAGAUGGAAGUUUUAGAGAGCCGUCCCCUGUCCCAUACACAGUUUCUAGCACUGGCAAUGUGUACGGGAGGGACAGGGAUGCCUCCCUUACGGCCUUUGUGCUGAUAGCCAUGCAGGAGACUCCCGCAGCUCUCUGUACUGAGAAGAUCAUUUCCAACAGUAAAGCGAGAGCAGCACAUUACCUGGGCCUUAGGAUCCAUACUCUGACCAAUCCCUACGCGGUUGCCAUGGUGUCCUAUGCCCUCGCCAACGCCGGUGUCCUGAGGCAAGACAUCCUCUUGAGGCAGGCCUCAGCAGGUGGUUUCAACUGGCCAGUCCCCGGCAACCACCUCUUCACUCUGGAGGCCACAGCCUACGCCCUGCUGGCCCUGGUGAAGGCCAAGGAGUUUGAGAAAGCAGCACCCAUCGUGAAAUGGCUGAAGUCACAGCAGAAAUCUGGAGGGGGCUAUGGAUCCACACAGGCCACCCUCAUGGUGUACCAGGCCCUGGCGGAGUACACUGCUCAGGGCAGGCAGCAGCAGACGGACACCUCCCUGGAGGUCACCCUCAACAUGGCGGACCGGACAAGACCUCUCACUUGGACCUUCACACGGGCACGCGCUCUCAGGCGACACUCUGUCAAGCUCAGACUGGACGAAAACGUGACAGUAACUGCCAGAGGAAAUGGACGAGGGUCUCUUUCGGUGAUAACAAUGUACUACUCUAUGCCGAGUGAACAGGAAGGGCCAUGUCAUAAAUUUCAGCUGAAUCUGACUUUCCAGGAACUACCUCAAGGUUCCCGUGAAGAGGCAUCAGCGAACUAUUUACUUACAAUUGACAUCUUGUACCAGUCCAAUGACCGCGAAUCCACCACUGCUAUCUUGAAUAUUGGGAUUCUGACAGGAUAUGUUAUACAUGCAGAAGAUCUGAAGAAGUUGGCCACAGGUAGAACAUGGAAAAUGGAUGAGAAGUCCAGUUCACAAGGCAACAUGGUCAUUUAUCUAAACGAGGUCAAUGAUCAGAGGCCUGAGCGGAUUACUUUUCGACUGCGCAGAGUGGUUAAUGUGGAUCUGUUGCAACCGGCAGGGGUCUCUGUGCGGGACUACAACUCCCAUGGUCAGUGUGACUACAACUCCCAUGAGGAGUGUUUGAAGUUCUACCAUCCAGAGAAGGCAAAUGGCACCCUUGGCUUGAUCUGCCAGCAGCAUGUCUGCAAGUGUGCAGCAGAGAGCUGUGGUGUGCAGAUGAAGCAGGUGGCAGAGGAUGUGUCCAGGCAUGAGGUGGCCUGCAGGCUGUUCAGGGAUUAUGUUUACAAAGUCACUGUGGAGGCUGUGAAUCUGUCCAGCUGGAUCGACACCUAUCACUUGAGAGUGAAACUGGUGGUCAAACCAGGCACAGAUGACAUUGUGGAGGAAGACAUUCGCCAGUUUCUGUCUCUCCCUCAGUGUAGACAGGGGUUGGAUCUGACCGAAGGCAAAACAUACCUGAUCAUCGGCCGUUUGCCUGAUCUCAUGAAGGUCAAUGAAAGGUACCAGUACGUGCUGAGCAAACACACCUGGAUUGAGUACUGGCCAACAGAGAGUGAGGGAGAAACCUCUGAGUUCAAGUCCAAGUAUAUGGCCAUUGAGCAGUUUUCUAAUGAACUCAGGCAUAUCGGAUGUCAGUUGUAACAAUUGUAUAUAUAAACCAUGUAAAGAAAGGUUGUAGUGCUGACUUUUGUUGUUCCUAAAUCAGUAAUUUUCCAUAACAUAAGAUUUGAAUUGCCUUUGGAGCUGUGUUAAUUGUGGUGAAGAUUAAAUAAGCAAGUUCUGUAAUUAAGGACCUGUAACUUUACUUACUUUGAAGGUGUUAGUAAAG